CCUUGUGCUGCUCCUCCUGUCUCUCCUCCUCCUCCUUCUCCUCCUGUCUCUCCUCCUCCUCCUGCUGCUCCUCCUGUCUCUCCUCCUGUCUCUCCUCCUCCUCCUCCUGUUGCGCCUCCUGUCUCUCCUCCUCCUCCUCCCCCUGUCUCUCCUCCUCCUCCUCCUGCUGCUCCUCUUGCUGCUCCUCCUGUCUCUCCUGUCUCUCCUCCUCCUCCUCCUGUCUCUCCUCCUCCUCCUUCUGCUGCUCCUCCUGUCUCUCCUCCUCCUCCUGCUGCUGCUCCUCCUGUCUCUCCUCCUCCUCCUGUCUCUCCUCCUCCUCCUGCUGCUCCUCCUGCUGCUCCUCCUGUCUCUCCUCCUGCUCCUCCUCCUCCUCCUCCUGUCUCUCCUCCUGUCUCUCCUCCUCCUCCUGCUGUCUCUCCUCCUCCUCCUGCUCCUGCUCCUCCUGUCUCUCCUCCUCCUCCUGCUGCUCCUCCUGUCUCUCCUCCUGCUCCUCCUCCUCCUGUCUCUCCUCCUCCUCCUGCUGCUCCUCCUGUCUCUCCUCCUGUCUCUCCUCCUCCUCCUCCUGUUGCGCCUCCUGUCUCUCCUCCUCCUCCUCCCCCUGUCUCUCCUCCUCCUCCUCCUGCUGCUCCUCUUGCUGCUCCUCCUGUCUCUCCUGUCUCUCCUCCUCCUCCUCCUGUCUCUCCUCCUCCUCCUUCUGCUGCUCCUCCUGUCUCUCCUCCUCCUCCUGCUGCUGCUCCUCCUGUCUCUCCUCCUCCUCCUGUCUCUCCUCCUCCUCCUGCUGCUCCUCCUGCUGCUCCUCCUGUCUCUCCUCCUGCUCCUCCUCCUCCUCCUCCUGUCUCUCCUCCUGUCUCUCCUCCUCCUCCUCCUGCUGUCUCUCCUCCUCCUCCUGCUCCUGCUCCUCCUGUCUCUCCUCCUCCUCCUGCUUGUCGACCUUACAGUUACACCCACAUGAAGACAAACACAUACACACUGCAGCCUCUGGGGUGA
Molecule: messenger RNA, 987 nt
Organism: Thalassophryne amazonica
Lineage: Eukaryota; Metazoa; Chordata; Actinopteri; Batrachoidiformes; Batrachoididae
Product: basic proline-rich protein-like
Exons: 2
Source: RefSeq, a predicted model, not a curated record